AUGGGCGCAGUAGACCCGGGCAAAGCAAGUUGCUAUGCAGGAGGAGUGCUGCUGGGAAUAGGCUGGUGGAUCAUGGCAGACGGGGCAGCCUCUGCGGCCUACCACAACUCGCACAUCUCUUUCGACGCGGUGAAGUACCUGCCCGGCAUUGUCGCUACACUCGCAUUCUUCCUAGUCAAUACAGUGGACUGGAACAUGCUGUCAGAAGACGCUCGCUUUACCUAUGGCUCAGAAGUAGCCACUCGCGCUCGAUGCUUCGUGGUGCUUUGCAUGGCUGUGUCAGUGGCUGCACUGGUAAGUUCCGUGCUCGUGUUCACGCACGCGUAUGUGGGCAACGAGUACAAGGAGUCGACGUGGCCGGGCGUUGCGAUCGUGAUACAGAACGGGCUCAUCGUUAUGGGUACUUUCGUCAUGAGAGCUGGUACGAUCGCUGCAGCAUCGACGUACUAG
Messenger RNA from Hyaloperonospora brassicae, 450 nucleotides. Lineage: Eukaryota; Oomycota; Peronosporomycetes; Peronosporales; Peronosporaceae. The record is from the annotation of a GenBank genome assembly.